AUGGCCUUUGAGAAGAGGAUCGGCCUGAAACGGAGCUGUUGUGUGUGGAGCAGUCAAGUGAUCGUGCCGCAGAGGGUGAGUGCUGUGCUAGGGAAGAAUGUGACGUUAGAGUGCGUGGUGGAGGUGGGCACAAACCUCACGCUCACUCAGAGUUCCUGGGAGCGCCGUCUGCCUUCAGGCUCCGUCACAGUGGCUGUCUACAACCCCGAGUUCGGCAUCUCCAUCCCGCCAGAGUUUAGCAAUCGCCUGUAUUUUCGCUCACCGUCCUCUCACGAUGCCACCAUCGUACUGGAGAAUGUGGGCUUUUCUGACGUGGGCAUAUAUACCUGUAAGGUUGCUACAUUUCCACUGGGGAACACUCAAGCCUCCACGACCGUUAGUGUACUCGUGGAGCCGAAGGUUUACGUGUCUGCAGGAUCAACCGCCCUGAUCGAUGGUGGCAAUGAAACUGUGGUGGCCACCUGUAUUGCAGAGCGGGCCCGGCCCCCCGCUGAGGUGUCCUGGGAAUCCAACCUUUUCGGCCGGUCAGAAGUGCAACUAUUUGAUGAAGCGAACGGCACCACAAGCACACAAGUGCGCUACCUCUGGCACCCCACACGCCACGUCCAGGGCCACACACUUACCUGUGUUGUCCGCCACCCGGCACUGCAGAAUGAUUUCAGGAUCCCCUACCAGCUCAAUGUGCAGUUUGCUCCUGAUAUCUCAGUCGUGGGGUAUGAUGGAGACUGGUAUGUGGGCCGGGAAAACGUUCAGAUGAUGUGCAAAGCCAACGCAAAUCCACCAGCUCAUCACUUCAGAUGGAUCAGAUUGGACAGUGAAAUGCCACAAGGAGUGGAAACGAUAAACAGCACCCUGCUCUUCCUGCGUCCCCUCCAGCGCAAUGACUCUGGAGUUUACAGGUGUGAGGUUGCCAAUGACAUCAACCUCCGCAGUCGGGAUGUGCGCAUUCUCAUACAAGAUCCUCCCACCAUGCCUUCCACCAUCACUGCUCCUGUCCUAACCGGUUCUGCCUCCUCCACCUUAGUGGAUGAUAAGCACCAUGUCCUCCGCAGCUCUCCCACCCUUGAAGCCCUACCUGAGGGUAAUCUGGGUUCCAUAGUGGGUGGGGCUGUGGGUGGGGCCUUGUUCCUACUUCUGCUGCUGUGUCUGGUGGGCGUGUGUUACCUACGGAAACAGCAGACCUUUCACGGGAACUACUACACCAAGCAGUACCUGGGCCCCAAUGACCUCCAGAAAGCCCCCGCACAUCACGAGCUCCAUCCCACCAAAGCUGGCAGCAGCUCCCACCAUCAGGACCACGACCGAGAGGAGUGGGGAGGCCGGGAGCUUAAACACGGGCGCGACCGUCAUCACCAUAGCAACUAUAACGGAGAGGAAUAUCCCUCUAAUGGCUACACUAGGGCGAUGAGGGAGAGCAGCCACCACAACAGUCAGCAGAACCACCACCAUGAACACACACAGUAUUCUAGUCCACGGCAGGCCAGAUGUGCCAGAUACCCUCAUCCGCCCAAGCCACUGGAAAAUGGCUCCCCCUACAUGUCAGACGACUGCUACGAUAGCGGGCCCGAGGGCGACUAUGUCUCUCACAUGGAUGGCUCGGUCAUCUCUCGUAGGGAGUGUGCCACACAAUCACAGUUUUACACCGUGCUGCUGAUUGACCAAAGCUGGCUGUUCUUGGACAGCAUGGAGCAACAGUCUCAGGCAGAGAGGUCAAACACUAUUGCCGUGGCCGGAGCUGUGAUGGGUGCGGUCCUUGCUCUCUUCCUCCUCGCUGUCUUCAUCAUCGUGAUCCUCACUGCUCGCAAGGCCUCGACAACAGCCUUCACUGACAAAGUGAUUGACCUUCCUCCGACACACAAGCCGCCCCCUCCCUACUCUGAGAGAGCACCGGCUGUUCCUCUGGGUGUCCACGCAUCGCAGGUGGCCUGGCUGUGUCAGACUCGCAGGGCCGAUCGCAGGUACGAGCUGACUGAGAGGCAGCAUCCACCCGCAGCAAGGCCAGGACCGCCGGGGACUCAAAGCCACACCCAGCAGCUGUCCGGCCUGCAGUGGGUUUGUCAUCAGAGUGGGACAGACCAGGUGUACAUCAACCACCGUGAACACUAUGUGUGA
This is a messenger RNA of Scomber japonicus (chub mackerel), 2112 nucleotides long. RefSeq names its product nectin cell adhesion molecule 3b (gene nectin3b). The coding region runs from base 1 to 2112 and encodes 703 amino acids. The transcript is spliced from 11 exons. Gene Ontology annotation, cellular component: apical junction complex; adherens junction. Gene Ontology annotation, biological process: homophilic cell-cell adhesion; heterophilic cell-cell adhesion. The record is from RefSeq and is a predicted model, not a curated record. NCBI's taxonomy places the organism in Eukaryota, Metazoa, Chordata, Actinopteri, Scombriformes, Scombridae.